UGAUCAGUCUUCGUCGAGACCUUCACUCGCCCUCCGCCGGGCCAACCGCAGGCCCCAUCCCACCCCCGUCGCCAUGCACGAAGGCCGCAAGAUCAACGUCGGUGUGCUCGGCGCAACUGGCACCGUCGGCCAGCGCUUCAUUGCGCUCCUCUCCGAGCACCCGUUCUUCGUCCUCCAUGCGCUGGGCGCAUCCCAGCGAUCGGCGGGCAAGCCGUACGCAAGGGCGGUCACCUGGAAGCAGACGAAAUAUAUUCCGGCCGUCGUGAGGGAGGUGGUCGUCAAGGAGUGCAAGCCCGAGUGCUUUCGCGGGUGCGAAAUUGUGUUUUCAGGCUUAGAUGCUGAUGUCGCUGGUCCGAUCGAGGAAGCCUUCCGCCGUGCAGAAUUCGCCGUGUUCUCAAACGCGAAGAACCACAGACGGGACCCGAACGUGCCCCUCAUCGUGCCGCUCGUGAAUGCCUCACAUUUCUCCAUGAUCCCCCAACAGCGCUCCCUGCACAACCCACCCCUGCAAAAAGGUUUCAUUGUCACCAACGCCAACUGUUCAACGACGGGGGUCGUGAUUCCCCUCGCUGCCCUCGAAAAAGCAUUUGGUCCGAUCGAGUCAUGCAUGAUUACGACCAUGCAGGCCAUCUCGGGCGCAGGCUACCCCGGCGUGCCGAGCCUCGACAUCAUCGACAACAUCGUGCCUUACAUCGGCGGUGAGGAGGAAAAGAUGGAGUGGGAGACCCUCAAAAUCCUAGGCGGAGUCAGCGAGGGAGAGGACGGCCGCAAGAUCUUCGACAUGCACGCCCGGCAGCCUCUGCGAGUAUCGGCGCAGUGCAAUCGCGUCCCUGUCAUAGAAGGCCAUACGGAGUGCGUCUCUGUGCGCUUCGCGCGGAGACCGCCGCCGAGCCCGCAGCAGGUGCGCGAGGCCCUCCAGGCGUACACGUCGGAUGCAUGGACGAUGUCGUGCCCGUCCGCGCCGCGGCACACGAUCUUCGUGCAUGAAGAGCCAGACCGGCCACAGCCCCGGUUGGACCGCGACUACCAGUCCGGCGCCGGCGUGAACGUGGGGCGUGUGCGCCAGUGUCCCGUGCUCGACAUCAAGUUCGUCGUGCUUGCGAACAACGUCGCUAUCGGCGCGGCGACGAGCAGCAUCGUGAAUGCAGAGCUUGCGGUGUGCAAGGGCGUCAUCUAGGGGCUGUUUGAUUGGUUAGAGACGAAUAGAGAGAGAAAAGCCAAGUACAUGUACCAUUAAUGUCGGGCUCAUAGGGACAUCUACGCACACAACCCAUGUAACAGUCGACCCCUACGCACAUACCGUUUAAGCGGUGACAUAUCAGCUGCUGUUGUGAUUUCACUUGCAGCUCACCACUGUAUCCUUAUAAUGCCGCGUAUUCAUAAGGAUGUCUAUGCGACCCUACUCAUUCAUGCG
Molecule: messenger RNA, 1414 nt
Organism: Rhodofomes roseus
Lineage: Eukaryota; Fungi; Basidiomycota; Agaricomycetes; Polyporales; Fomitopsidaceae
Product: aspartate-semialdehyde dehydrogenase
Exons: 2
Coding region: 74-1177 (367 amino acids)
Biological process (GO): L-threonine biosynthetic process
Molecular function (GO): aspartate-semialdehyde dehydrogenase (NADP+) activity; NADP binding; NAD binding
Source: RefSeq, a predicted model, not a curated record